AUGGGGAUCGGGCGGAAGCGGCGGCGCGGGGGCGGGGAGCUGGGCCGGGUGGCGGAGAUCGUGAUGGUGCUGGCGACCGCGGGGAAGGCGCGGGGGGGCUGGGCCCCGACGGCAGCCGAGAGCGCACUUGUGGCUGAGGCGCGGGGAUUGCUGGCCGCCGCGGUGAUGGGGGAGGUGGAGUUGCGGCCCAGGGAGCUGUUCCCGCGUGAGGCGGUGCGCGCGCUCGUCGAGGACCUCGGGCUCACCCGCGCCAGGGAUCCCGCGGUCUUCGGGUGUCGCCCGCUCAAGGCCUCCAUUGCAGAUAGGAUCCGCCUCACCAAGCACAAGCCUCACCUUGCCACUGAAGGUAACAAGUCCGGUCCGUGUAAGCUGCAGUCACUAUGGGAAGAGCAUGACUCUGGUUCUAGACUGGCUAUGGUCAAUCCUUAUUUCUUAGGCUCUGAUAUUCCACAAUCUAUUAGCAAGCCAUGCGUUGAAGAGGAUGAGGUAUAUGGUUCAAACGAUGAAAGAACUGUAUUAGUUUCUACUAUUUGUGGCCCUUGUGAGGUACUUCAUGCUGACAAGUUUAGAGAAGAGACCAAGAGAAGACGUCAGUUAGACAGUUCAGGUCGUAGGUUGCAUCCAAUUUUCUUCUGCAGGUGGAAUUAUGAUGAAUCCACAAGCAGUCUGUAUAAAGAUUACAAUGUUGACAAUUAA
Messenger RNA from Miscanthus lutarioriparius, 696 nucleotides. The record is from the annotation of a GenBank genome assembly. Lineage: Eukaryota; Viridiplantae; Streptophyta; Magnoliopsida; Poales; Poaceae.